This is a messenger RNA of Sorghum bicolor (sorghum), 2011 nucleotides long. RefSeq names its product scopoletin glucosyltransferase. Gene Ontology annotation, molecular function: UDP-glycosyltransferase activity. Lineage: Eukaryota; Viridiplantae; Streptophyta; Magnoliopsida; Poales; Poaceae. The record is from RefSeq and is a predicted model, not a curated record. The transcript has a single exon. Bases 383 to 1876 code for a protein of 497 amino acids.
GGAAUCUCUGGGUUCCACAAACGAAGCCGGCGGCAGCGUUACAUCGGAUCGGCGGACGUGUACAUAUAACAUAUGGUCUCAAGUUUCUCAGUGCAUGUCGCUGGCGUCCCACAUGGAUCACGAAACCAUUCACCUUUACCAUGGAUACGCAGAUCGGAUCCGCUGCCCCAGCACCAGCUAUUCUUGGGGCGGCUUGCAUGUCUGCUGAUGUGUGAUGUGUGUGUUGAUGGCUUCCAACAGCUAUUCUCACGACGGCACGCUCUUGCACCAGGGACGGGAGGAAACGGGUGCCGAGACCCGAAAGAAAGGGAUCUACAGUACAAAACAACGCUCGUCGUAGCCUUUCCACCAGUGUCGCGCUGCAGAGCGUCCUGCGGUCUCCAUGACCGCCGCAGUCGACACCGCGGCCGUGGCGGGUGCGGGCAGGAGGCUGAGGGUGUUCUUCCUACCCUCCUUCAUCCGGGGCCACCUCAUCCCGCACACCGACCUGGCGUGCCGCGUCGCCGCGGCAAGGACCACGGAGGUGGAGGCGACCAUGGUCGUGACGCCGGCCAACGCGGCCCUCAUCGCGCCCACCGUGGCGCGCGCCGCCGCCGCCGGCCACGCCGUGCGCGUGCUCUGCUACCCGUUCCCGGACGUCGGCCUCGGCGAGGGCGUCGAGUGCCUCACCACCGCCGCCGCGCACGACGCGUGGCGUGUGUACCGCGCCAUGGAGAUCGUGCAGCCGUCCCACGAGUCGCUUCUCCGGGACCACCGCCCCGACGCCAUCGUCGCCGACGUGCCGUUCUGGUGGACCAACGAGGUCGCCGCCGAGCUCGGCGUGCCGCGCCUCACGUUCCACCCUGUCGGCAUCUUCGCGCUGCUCGCCAUGAACAGCCUGUUCACCAUACGGUCCGACAUCAUCCGGACCAGCUCCGCCGCCCCUGGGACGGUGCUGUCCGUGCCUGGCCUGCCCGGGAAGGAGAUCGCCAUCCCGGUGUCCGAGCUCCCGAACUUCUUGGUCCAGGACGACCACCUCUCCAAAUGGUGGGAGCGGAAGAGAGCGUGCCAGCUUGCUGGCUUCGGCGUCAUCGUCAACACCUUCGUCGACCUAGAGCAGCCCUACUGCGAGGAGUUCAGACGCGUGGAGGCGCGCCGCGCCUACUUCGUCGGGCCCCUGGGACUGCCAUCGCGCUCCACCCUGCACCGCGGCGGCGACGGCAACGUGGACUGCCUGGACUGGCUGUCCACCAAACCGAGGCGGUCGGUAGUGUUCGUCUGCUUCGGGAGCUGGGCCGACUUCUCCGUGACUCAGAGCAGAGAGCUCGCCUUGGGGCUCGAGGCGUCGGACCAGACAUUCCUUUGGGUUGUCCGCUGCCAUGACUCCAGCGACCAGUGGGCACCGGAGGGCUGGGAGCAGCGCGUCGCCAACCGUGGCUUGGUCGUCCGCGGAUGGGCGCCGCAGCUGGCGGUGCUGGCCCACCCGUCGGUGGGCGCGUUCCUGACGCACUGCGGUUGGAACUCGGUCCUCGAAGCCGCGUCCGCCGGCGUGCCGGUGCUAACGUGGCCGCUGGUGUUCGAGCAGUUCAUCAACGAGCGGCUGGUCACCGAGGUGGCCACGUUCGGCGCGCGCGUCUGGGACGGCGGCAGGCGCAGCGAGAGGCCCGAGGAUGCUGAGACCGUGCCGGCGGAGGCAAUCGCGCGGGCCGUCGCCGGUUUCAUGGACGGCGGAGAGCAGCGCGACAGGUUGAAGGCCAGGGCCGGGGAACUAGCGGAGCGCGCGCGCGCCGCUGUAGGUGAGGAUGGCUUGUCCUGGCGUGACGUAAACCGCUUGAUCGAUGAUCUCCUGCAGGCCAGAGCCUCAGGGUUGCCACAAGGGAAUUCCAUCCAGGUUUAAUUUGUUUUUGCGCAUACAUUGUAUGUAAGGCUAGAAAACAGAAUAAAAGGUGACAGUUUCGGCAAGGCAAAAUGUGAAUACUUCCAUUUUGGAAAGGCCAAGUUUUAUGAAUGCUUCCAUUUUUGGGAAGGCCAA